Molecule: messenger RNA, 4795 nt
Organism: Ostrea edulis (European flat oyster)
Lineage: Eukaryota; Metazoa; Mollusca; Bivalvia; Ostreida; Ostreidae
Product: ethanolaminephosphotransferase 1-like
Exons: 9
Coding region: 37-1203 (388 amino acids)
Biological process (GO): phosphatidylethanolamine biosynthetic process
Cellular component (GO): Golgi apparatus; endoplasmic reticulum membrane
Molecular function (GO): ethanolaminephosphotransferase activity
Source: RefSeq, a predicted model, not a curated record
UUCUUUCAUUUUGAGAAUGGACUUGAACCGAGCAGCAUGACAACAUACAAAUACCUCUCUCCAGAAGUUUUAUCUGGAUUUGACAAAUACAAGUACAGUGCAGUUGAUACUAGUCCUGUAAGCAAGUACAUAACACACCCUUUCUGGAACUGGGUAGUUGAGUUUGUGCCAAAAUGGAUUGCACCAAAUGUAUUAACACUGACAGGGUUUAUCCAGCUGUUGGUGAACUUUGCCCUCCUGACCUACUACGAUCCACAUUUCUUUUCUGUCAGUGGAGACCAUCCAGAAAUUGCACCUAUUCCAAACUGGGUGUGGCUCGUCUGUGCUUUCAAUAACUUCAUGUCACACACAUUAGAUGGCAUUGAUGGGAAGCAGGCCAGGAGAACAGGCUCCAGCUCGCCCCUGGGGGAGUUGUUUGACCACGGACUGGACAGCUGGGCCACAUUGUUCCUCCCAGUGGCCCUGUACUCUAUUUUUGGCCGUGGGGAGUAUGGUGUGGGAGUGUUCAGGGUUUACAUCAUUGUUACUGGAGUCAUGCUGUGCUUCAUCCUAUCUCACUGGGAGAAAUACAACACCAAAAUCUUAUUUCUACCCUGGGGUUAUGAUCUCAGUCAACUGGCCAUGACAGCUGUGUACCUAUUGACCUUUGUUGGGGGUCAUGAAAUGUGGAAAUUUAAAUUCCCGGUGAUAGACCUUUACUUCUCGGAGGUCAUAGAAAUCUGUAUGUAUGUGGGGUUCUUCGUCUUGACAUUUCCUGCUACGUUUUGGAAUAUAUACAAGUCGUACCGGGACAAGUCGGGUAAGCUGUACGGUCCGUGGGAGAUGAUACGCCCUCUUAUUUCCACAUUUAUAUUGUUCUUUCUGUUGUUCUUCUGGGCGCGAGUGUCCAGCUGUCAAGUAAUGGAACAGCAGCCUCGUCUCUUCUACUGGACAACCGGCACAGCUUUCUCCAACAUUGCAUGUCGUCUGAUCAUCAGUCAAAUGAGCGACACUCGCUGUGAACUCAUCAACUGGCUCCUCCUACCCCUGGUUACCAUAGUAACUGCAUCCUCACUCCUGUCACUAGGACAACUGGAGGUGUACCUACUAUGGGCUUACUGCUGCUUAGUUACUGCUGCUCAUCUGCACUUUGGAGUUCAUAUUGUUCAAGAAAUGUGUGAUCACUUUAAUAUAUCAGCAUUCACAAUUAAAGAGAAGAAGUAGAAGUACAGGUAACCUUGGAAACAGGCAGCUCAAGGUCAUGGCAUUACACCAAAAUCAAUAAAUAGUCCACUUCUGUUUGCAUAGAACAGACAAUCUAGUCCAUUAAACCCAAAUACCCAACUGUCACCGACGAUUACAGCGCAAGGAUAGAACCAUCAUUUAAACAUUGUUUGUUUUGUAACGUUUGUUUGGCUGACAAAAAGAAAUGGUGUACUGACAGAUUGAUGUGCAGAAGGAAAAUUCUGCCUACUGUUUUGUGUUUCUAACACAGCAGAUGUCAAUAAACAUGAAACACUUGUAUUUAGAUUAGGUUUAGAUGUGAAUUUUAGAAAGUGUCCUUGUAAUAUUCCGUUAGUUAGAUCCGUGCUUGUCAGUCAGCCAUGGAUGCCAUUUUCAACAUAAUUGGUCGGAUUGACAUCCAAGUUAUUGUUUAGUGUGGCAUUGUGACAAUGAACCAUAAGAUAUUUUAAAGGCUUUUCUUAACAAAAUCAUGUACUGUAGAUAAUUUCUGGAGUCUAUUCUUGUUAAUUUACAUUGUUUCAUUGUGCCAUUGUAACUUCCGUGCUGUGGAGAGAGGAAGUGUCGGAAUCUACCAUUAUAUCUCAGAGAGAAUUGAUUACAUACCUUACCUUGGUGUAGAUAUUUUCUAUGUAUUGAUUGUUGUUGACUGUGUCAGAUUGCUAUCUUUGUUUGAUACUUUGUGAGGUCACAUUUAAUUUUGUAAUACAAUGCUUAUACAUUGUGCUGAGAUGUGCAGUUCUAAGCUUUACAAUUUUUUUUUCACAAAUUCCUGCAAAGGAGAAAUUUUAAUGGUACAUGUACAAAUGUGCCGAUUACUUUUCCCGCAGAAGUGAGUUUGCAGAAAUGUACAGUACGCAAAUUUCUGUACAUUUGUAGUUUGUAUGAAAAAUAAGUUAUGUAUAUUCGAGAUUUCAAAUUUUUGCAGAUUUGGUGCAUCAUGUUGAUAUGGAUGAUUACAUUAUAAGACCUUGUUUUAAUUAAUUAAUGUUUUUGGAAUUAAUGGAAUGGCAAAGACUAGUAAACUGUUGAAUAUGACUGCACGGUUUUGGAUAAUGCAACUCUAUGUUAUCAUUUCCUCAGCAUAGUUUGAAACAAAACUCUGUGUAGGUCAGUGUAAAAGUACUAAAUAAUACAUGAGGGUCAGUAUCAUGUCUAAAUAAAAUGUUCUAUAAUAUGCCUGAUGUGAAGGUGUGGUGUUUGGUUAAGCUUUGGUGUUGUUGGGUUUUUUUUGUCCGUGAAUGAUUGAUUUUCUACAAACAUCAUCUCUUUUUAAAAUGCAAAGUUUUAAGUUGUUUUUAAAAUGGUGAUUUACUCCAUGGUAUGACGAGUUAACCUUGCUGUGAUAUGUUUGAUUUUCACCCCCACCUUCCAUAGUAAACAUUCCUCGAACUGACCUCCAGUUUCCCCUGGGACCCUCACUUUCCCCCCCGAGACCUUCAGCUUUAUGUUAAUGUUGCCACCAUCUGUGAUGUCUCAGGAUUUGAAGGACCAAACUUGCUUAAAGCAGACCAUUCAAACACUUUUUUAAAGGUGCAAGAUAUGUGAUUUCAUUCAAACAUAAUUUGUUUAGUAACUGAAAAUAAAAGAAUUAGUGCACAAUUAACCUCAUAUUCCAGAUUUAUAACAUUAAGGUAGGGCUUUGUUAAUUCCUCUUGAAAAAAAUCAAGAUGUAUUUAUACAAAUUUUCUUAAAAACUUAAAUUAAUUAAACUUUCAAAAUGUUUUAAAUGGACAAGGUACACACAGUGCUUCAUAAUUUAAGAUCAAUGAGUAUGAAGUAAUUUUAACACAAUGUAUAUCAUUACUGUACCACCAUUUCAUUAACUUUGGCAAAUCUGUAUUUUGUAAAAAGCACAGCCAGCAAUCCAAUGUUAAGGUACAUGUAGAACUGGUAUUUAUGUUUCAUAGACAUCAUUUAUUAUUUUGGAUUGUGGCUGUGCUCAAAAUUUAUGUAAUAUUUGUCAAAAUACAGCUUUUUUUUCCAUAAAAAUCAAGAAUUUUACAAAUGAGCUCUCUUGAAAAAAAAGGCUUUAUAGUUAAUAAAUGUAUGAAGACUUUAUUUGAUAUUUCUGCUUAAGAUUGGGAACAAUUUGUUUGAAUUGGUAAUAAACAAGGAUAUUUAUGCAGAAAGUGACCCCAGUUCUAUAAGCAAUGCAGGACAGUCAGGGAAUGAAGUGGACACAUUCUUUAACCAACAAAAUAAUAGUCACAUGUCAAAAGAAUUUUAUGUUUCAUUUCAGCAGGUAUUGAUUGCUAGAUGAAAGUAAAUGUUCAGUUUGAAUGUUUGACUUGUGCAAAAAGGAAGUGAUACUUUGUACUUAGUUUGUCUGUAAAUGAUUGUGUAUCUAGAAAUGUAGUAAAUUGCUGUAUGUAUCAAGAGUUUUUUAAAUGCAGUCUCGGUGUUGCUAUAUCUCUGUAUGUAUCUGUUUUGUAUGUAGUCUCUGUGUUGCUACAUUUUUGUAUGUAUCUGUGUUUGUAUGCAGUAUCUGUGUUGCUACAUCUCUAUAUGUAUCUGUGUUUUGUGUGCAGUAUCUGUGUUGCUACAUCUCUGUAUGUAUCUGUUUUGUAUGCAGUAUCUGUGUUGCUACAUUUUUGUAUGUAUCUGUUUUGUGUGCAUUAGCUGUGUUGCUACAUCUCUGUAUGUAUCUGUGUUUUGUGUGGAUUAGCUGUGUUGCUACAUCUCUGUAUGUAUCUGUGUUUUGUGUGGAUUAGCUGUGUUGCUACAUCUCUGUAUGUACAGUAUCUGUGUUUUGUGUGCAGUCUCUGUGGCUUUUCUAUUUAUGCUGAAGUAUUAUUAAGUUUAAUUGACAGAGUGUAUGUAUCUGUCAUUUUAUUAAGUAAGAAAUUAUUUAUUGACAAUCUGUACAUAAAAGUUUAAUACUGAAAAAUAUAUUGAUUGGAAUGCAUUAUUGAAUAUGUUUUAAUGUAUUUGCAAAUAAAUUAUAUAGUAAAUUUAUUUACAGAUAUGGGCAAGCAAGAUUAUCUAAGAUAUGACUUUGUCCAGAUGUUUUCUAAGAGAUUAAUGCAUGGGCUUUCCUAAAAAUGUGUACACUCUCUAUUGACCAUAUGAUGAUGUGCACAUAAUAAUGAUUAGACAACAUUUCUUCAAGAAAAACCCAGCGGGGUGUGUUUGUCUAAUUCUAGUUUCUGUAGUACAACCACGCCCUUUGGUUGCUACAUUAUAAUGAUACCCCUCCUUAAUUUCUUAGGCAGACCCUUCCUUCUCAAAAAGUUGUAAGGUGGUGCAUACUCUCUGCAAAAUGUCUACAAAAUUCAUGGCAGAAAGACUUCUAGUUAUGAGUUUACCUGGACCCAAAAUCAUUAAUGUAAAUGGCAGUACAGUAAAACAUGGUUAUUGCAAACCUUAGGGGCCAGCGAAAAACUUCAUUAUAACAAACUCAAUACAUCCAAUACAAUUUUUGUUAUUUUCCUCACAUAAGGAAAUGAGUAUCAUUUUACAAUCAGCAUGAAUUCAUCAUAAGCAUGUUCAUUAUAAGCAUGAUUUACUGUAUUUUAUAUUUGAGAGUUAAUUGGACUAAGCGAAGGCAGUAUUAAACACUCAAUUCCUUUGA